Molecule: messenger RNA, 387 nt
Organism: Lactuca saligna
Lineage: Eukaryota; Viridiplantae; Streptophyta; Magnoliopsida; Asterales; Asteraceae
Source: the annotation of a GenBank genome assembly
AUGCUCAGUCGUAUUUCUGAGUCGAGUAAUGUUCUAAAAGAAUACAGGAAGCAUCCAUCUGCUGGCCCAAUAGAGCUUACGCAGGCAAUGGUUCGGUCCAUUGAAGAGGCUGACAAGCCAGCCAAGAGGGGCAAGAAGCCUGAAACACAGAAGGGUGAACAGGUCACUAAGCAAACCAAGGGGCAAACCCCCAAGAAGCGAAAAUAUGAUAAAGCUGCCCCUUCUCAGGAUCAACUGAAAAAGCAAAAGAAGCCCGCUCGGCGACUUAUUUUGCAAUCUUCAAGCAAUACAGAAUAUGUCCCUCCUAAGCACAAGAACGCUCCUCCAUCGGAAUCUGAGAGCGAAAGCUCAGAAGAAGAGGCUUCGGGCCGAGGUGAUACUCUGUAA